Messenger RNA from Musa acuminata subsp. malaccensis (wild Malaysian banana), 378 nucleotides. RefSeq names its product arabinogalactan protein 23-like. The record is from RefSeq and is a predicted model, not a curated record. Lineage: Eukaryota; Viridiplantae; Streptophyta; Magnoliopsida; Zingiberales; Musaceae.
CUUCCCUUGUUUCCUCAGGCCUGCAAAGGAGAAGAAGAAGAAGAAGAACUCACCAACCCAUCUUCUUCAUCUCAGCUUCCAAGCUCAGGAGGCGGUGCUGCUCCGGCCAGACUCUCUCGCCGUCCACCGCCAACAAUGGAGAUGAAGAAGAUCGCCUGCGCCGUCCUCGUCGCCGCCGCUUCGGCAACUGCAGCCUUCGCUGCUGAAGCCCCCGCCCCUUCCCCCACCAGCGCCUCCUUCGCGGUUGCACCCGCUGUCGGAGCCGUGCUUGGGGCCUCCGUCCUCUCCUUCUUCGCCUUCUACUUGCAGUAGCCUCUCGCAAGGAGAAAGAAAUGGAUCCUGUCUCUUUCUCUCUCUCUCUCUCUCUCUCUCUCUAUA